Molecule: messenger RNA, 1434 nt
Organism: Homarus americanus (American lobster)
Lineage: Eukaryota; Metazoa; Arthropoda; Malacostraca; Decapoda; Nephropidae
Product: scavenger receptor class B member 1-like
Exons: 4
Coding region: 551-1189 (212 amino acids)
Cellular component (GO): cytoplasm; membrane
Molecular function (GO): scavenger receptor activity
Source: RefSeq, a predicted model, not a curated record
ACUGAGGGGACGUUUGGUGUGGCAACAACACCUGCUGGUGAGGCUGCCAGGCAGACUGUGAGCCUGGCUGUCAGAACGUUGCGAGGCGGACGGGUGAGCACACAUUACAAGGGCUCUCGAUGUUGUGGUACCGGUGUUUCUCGUGAUAAUUCAUGUUUCUUAAGAAAGUUAAAUUUGUACAGCGUUCCGGAAAUCACCUGUGAGAAGAGAGUGAUAGUUGUGUCAGGUGGUAUACGUAGCGUGUGAUGCAGGACGUUGUUAUUGACCGAGAGUCCGACCACACGAUUUGUUACCAGUCAUUCACCUCCGAACGCCAGCAACCACGACUCAGCUCUUCCUCUUCCACUUGAAAACACUCCCAAACUACCAGGAAUACCUAAACCAUCAGCGUCAGUAACUAAACACGAAAAGAAUUUUGAUACAAAGUGUGCAGGAGACAGCUGGAUAAACAAGAGGUGGUGUGGCGGUGCGUGAUCAGUAAGAUCGGCUAAAGGAGAAAGUAUAAAAAUAAGAUAAUCUCUAAAGGUGUGAGGUAAGGGAGAGAAGGACGAUGAUGCCUAUGAAGCCAGUGACAGUGUUGUUGAGUGUGGGCGCCAUCCUAGUGACUUUGUGUGCAGUCUUCAUCGGCGUCUUCCCGGUCAUCUUCAACUCUAUCGUCAGCAAGAUGUUGGUGGUGUCGCCGAGCAGUAAGACCUUCGAUUCCUUCAUCACCCCGCCCGUGCCUGUCUACAUGCAGAUAUGGCUCUUCAACGUUACCAAUCCGGACGAUAUUCGCUACCACGGUGCCAAGCCCAUCAUUAAAGAGGUCGGCCCCUUCACCUAUAUGGAAGUGAGGAAGAAGUUCGACUUUGUAUGGGAUCAUGACAGAGGGACGGUCACCUAUCGGCAGAACAUCUCUUAUUAUUUCGACGAGGAGAUGUCUUAUGGUCACAAGGAGAGCGACAACAUCACUACCAUUAAUGCCAUCAUGGUUACUAUAGCAGCAAAGGUUGACAAGUUGGGGCCAGCAAUACAACUAGCGGUGGAACUGGGGUUUAUGAGGUUCAAGGAGUCGCUCUUCAUCACGCGGACCGUAGGCGAACUGCUCUUCCACGGCUACGAGGAACCUCUCCUCAAUAAGCUCACCCAGUACCUUGGUGACCCGACCAAUUCCAACGGCAGAUUUGGCUUCUUAUAUCCAGUGAGUUAAGGAGAGUUGUGAAAGGCGUCGACAGUAUAACAGCCUGCAUUAUUAACUUGCUAAACCUUUGCAUCACACACACAUGACCUUUAGUUGUUACUGUAUUGAUUUAUUGUUGUGAAUUUUUCUUUUAUGCACCAUCAUUUAUUUGACGUUUGUAAUUAUGUCUCGUGCGGUGCGGCCACUGUAGUAAACCGUGGGAAUGGUUAAUAAACUAAUAAUAAAAACAAACACAUGAAUAACAUCAACUUCUU